This is a messenger RNA of Talpa occidentalis (Iberian mole), 7655 nucleotides long. It is a transcript of the gene SORBS3, whose product is annotated as sorbin and SH3 domain containing 3. The transcript has 22 exons. Gene Ontology annotation, molecular function: protein binding. Bases 3939 to 6116 code for a protein of 725 amino acids. The record is from RefSeq and is a predicted model, not a curated record. Lineage: Eukaryota; Metazoa; Chordata; Mammalia; Eulipotyphla; Talpidae.
ACUAUCACCAAAUCCUUUUGCUUUCAUUUUUGAAACCUAGGUGAUUUAACCCCAUCUACAAAGAAAGCCACGUUUCUAACUGUUGUAUAUAUGCCUCUGCAGAACCUUCAACAGUGAGAAGUCGUCGUGCCCCUCCACGUUAUUACAUCAGCUUUUCCAUCUGUUUUCCCCACCACUUUUCUGUUUUUAUAUACCAGGAUUUUGGAAACCUACAGGGGAAAUGGAAGCUAACAAGAGUGAAUAGGAAGUGGUGCUAAAUGGCGCUGGGAAAGUGAGGAUUUCCUCUUUUCUAUAUCAAUGACUGGGAUGUUUCUCUGUCCUUCAGCAUGUAUUAGGUUGAAGUGUGUCUCAAUCUCUGUCAGUUUAUUUUGGAAUCCAGAACAUGUAGUCAGAUGUGGUGUUUGAAUAAUCUGCCCUCAACUCUUCAAGUCACAGCCAACUAUUGAAAGAUGUUUUGGGGAUCCUUAAGUUCUUGGUUUUGGUGCCAUGUUGUAACACUUAGUGGUCAGCUUGGCAGGGAAUGUGCCAUCUGGGCAACACUACCAAAGUGUGGAGAUGCCUAUUUAUGAAACUCCUCAAUGUCUUUUGGGAUGUGGGGACCUGUAUUAAAGCAAGAAUCUCAGACAGUAGUACUUAGUGGGAGGAGCUUCAAGGAAACCAGAAACCAUUUCAAAAUAGCAAUUUCAUUAGAAGAAUGAGGACUUAGCACAUCUGUUUUCUAUACCUUUUGCUAAUAGUUCUCAGUGUGCUUAUGACAGAGAUCAAAGCAUUUUGGGGGUGGGAAUGGGCGCACAUGUUGCUCUGAUAAUAAUAAAAAAAAGACAGGACAGGUACUGAUGAAGGAGAUAGAAAACAAAGCCUUCUUAGAGGUUGUAACACCUAAGAAAGAAAGGAGGAAAAAAAAAUUGAGUAGCUGUCCCUGUAAUCAUCAUUUCUUUAUAUUCAAAGAAGGAAUUCAUCAGCUGAGCAUCUUCCUAUUCCUCCCUCCCCAGUCCCAGUAUUAAAGACCGAUACCUUUGGAAAUCUUCCCCAAAAUCAGUCCAUGUGACAGAUUUGAAAGGUGGAGGUUUGUUCGCCCUUUGUCCUUUUUUCAUUGAGGCAAUAUUGUUCUACACGCACAAUCCAUAGGUAGAAACUAUUCUUAAGGGCUAUCUUUAAUCAGCAGGCAAGUAGUGAACUAGUUAUUACAGAUCCUCAUAAGCAAAAAAUAACAAUUUUGCAGGUAAAGAGGACAAUUUUUUAGGGCUGUCUUCAUUAUCUUCUCAGAAAUAAGUUGUAUGAUAAAGCAAGUUUCCUUCAAAGAAGCUUGGCAAAAGGAUAUAUUUUACAGGUACCCUUUGCACUGUUGAAGGAUCAGCCAGAGUAGAGAGACAAGAUUUCAUGAAUCAAGAAAAUUGGAGUGAAUUUGAAAUAGAAGAGCAACAGCUCUUGAAGGAAGUUAGGUUUGAAAAUUCUGUUAUAUUAUAAAUGUAUUUCUUUCGUUCUGUAGAAUUUUGGGGUGUGCAUUUCAAUCAUUUAGAAAGUUGAGUGUGUCGACGUGAUACUGCUUCUUAAAGUGAGAGCAGCAGUUGCUGUACCUAAAUUUGCAUCUGCAUUGGAGUCAAGACAGUGUAGAGGGCAUGGACCUUAGGGAUGUAUUGUAAUAACAGUAAUUGUUCUUCACCUUAAACUUCACUGGAGGACUUAACAAUGUUUUAAUCACACAGCCCAGGAGCUGGCUGCCAGUCCUGGGUUUGCUGUAGGAUUGUGGCUGCCCUUUCAGACUACAUUUUAGCUCCUGUCAGAGUUCUGCCAGAUUGGCAUCUUUGAAGCCAAACUGGUUUUGAAGGGAGAAAAUACUUUUCUUAUAGCCUCCUUUACAUUAAGGUCCACUAGGACAUUAUUUCCUCCGGUUUCCCUCAUCUGAGGUGAGAUGGGAAUCAAAACCACUUCUAAAUACCACUUUGGAAAUGAAGCUUCCCAUGGGCCAGUUUUGCCACUUUUGUUUACAUUCACAUCAUAUGAAAUUUUUAAUUGAUCAGAUGGCUUUUUUUUCUAUUUAAAAACUCAUCUAUAACAAUCUAAUGUAAGUUCAAAACAUGCAUAUUUUUUUAUCUCUGUUCUGAAUGUGAGAACAAAAGCAAAAUAAUAAGCCAAGGGUGUGUGUGUUUGUGUGUAUGCACGUGUGUAUGUGUGUACGUGUGUGUGUGUAUGUGUAACAAAAGCAACCUCAGUUUUCCUAAAAACAUUUUCUUAGAACAUCAAGGUUAUAGGUAUAGACAUUACUGAUUCUCUGGCCUUCUGCAACUGGAUAUUAACCAGCAAGGUGAACAUUGCUUUUCACACUUUGUUGGGCUUGAUAUAGUAGCUCCUUGCCUAGAAGAAUCAGCUUGUCUAGGAAUGUCAGCAUUUUUUCAUAUCCAUUUAUCUCUAUUUGUAUUGCCUUUCAGUUCCUCCAUAAUAGUUGCAAGUCAAUGAAGCAAGUUUCUAUAGCAAAGACUUGCUUUCUUACCCUCAUAACUUAGGUGUGAUUUCCUGACACCUUCAAAAUAGGAAAAGAAAAAUCUUUUUUUGUCUUAUCAAGAGAGUAUUACUAUUUAAUGUCAUUCAGGGACAAAGGUGGGGUUUAGUAAAAUUAGAUAGUUUUGGGGUCCUUCAGCCCUAGAAUUGUCCCUGAGAGCCUUUUCUGAGUAACUUUAAAACAGAGUUUGAGGCAGCUGCUGACUGUGAGAGCGAAUGCACCAUGCCUGUAGGAGAUCUGCUGGGCUUGCUGGACCAGACUGUCUCCAGUCUCCCAGUGAGUAAGGCUGACCUCUAUUCCCCCUCCUCGCCUUGUGGUAUGUAAAUAUUGUAGCCUUUCUCUAGGAUUUUGGACUGUACCAUAGCUAUAAAUAAAAGACUCAAGCUCUUGAGAAUUAAAUUCAUCCUGAUCAAUCUGGGUGAUCACAGCCAGUUAAAACGGUUUAGGAAAAGCUUGCUCCAGAUUGACUGAUUCAUAAUUUUUCUUUGUAUUAAAUAUCAGGCUUUUCUCUCCAGUUUUUGUACUGAAAAUUAUUUACAGUUCCAUAAAGACUUGAGGUAUUACUCUAGAAUCCCCAUUAUUUAUUAUAGUUGUUAUAGUAACUGUGGAAUCCAAGUGUUUUUCAAAGCAUUAUUCAACUUUUGCAAUGCAGGCAGAAAAGAUUUCAGAGGGAGGGUGAGCCCAGAACCCUGGUUGUGGGGUUCAUCUAUGGUUACAGCCAUGGAUUCUACCUAGUCUGGCACCUAGUCCACAUCUCUUCUGAAAUCUGCUAUAAGAGGGAGUGAAAGGCAGCCUCUUCUACACCCUCAUGACAAGUCUAGGUGGCAUAGGAGCCCCAGCAAUAGCUGGAGGAGGGUCCGAAUUACCUGCAGGGCAGUUCCAAAGCAUUAUAUUUGCAUAGUUGCUCUUUGGAAUUGCUAUCACCAAAUGCUCGUAGGAGGCCAUAAGAAAACAGAUGUGUGUAGAGGAAGAAAGUGAGUUGUGUGGUUGAAAAACAGGUGUGUUACUCUUAAUCUUGAAUCAAGAGAGAACUAUGUUAACAAUAGACCUUUGUACAAACAUUGAUGGAGUGUGAAAGAGGGAACCUGUAUUGCUUUGAGACUUGUGACCUGCACUGCCCAUGUCUAGCCAGUCAAAGUGAAUGGGGUCAGGGCUAGCUGCCUUCAUCUAUGCAGUCACAAAGGUAAAGAUGAUACUGGAGAGUACAUUCCCUCCCCACCAACAACCUUGGCAAGACUUGCUCAAUAACACCUUUGCCUGAGAUAGGGCUAUGCGUCUUCUCUUCCACACCCUCACGACAAGUCUAAGUGGCUUAGGACCCAGAAGCGUGGACAUGGAUGUGGACCAUCCCUCUGAGCAGCUCUAAAGUAGGGCCAGUCACACUGCCUCCCUGUCAGAGCCCUAUUGAAUAAGAGACGCUCGCUGCUGGUGAGAGGGUAUGACCAGGAUUCCUGGAGUUGGAAGAUCUUCAGCUUCAUCAUCUUUGAAUAACAAGGAAGAAAAUGAAAGAGAUGUGGCCUUUCUUAGUCGCGAGGAUCCUGCCAGAGGACUUUCAGAGGAGCCCUCCAACCUUGACCCGAGCAUGCAGGCCCCUCCCUGCAGCCUCCCUGCCGGGCUCAGCCUGGAUGACUUCAUUCCCCGCCACCUCCAGGCCCACGUAGGGUCUUCCUCCCGGGGCACACGGGUGCCUGUGAUCCGGAACGGUGGCUCCAACACCCUUAAUUUCCAGUUCCACGACCCUGCGCCCAGGACCGUGUGCAAUGGGUACUUCCCACAGAGGAGAGAUGCUUCCCGGCACCCAGAUCCUGCUUGGUAUCAGACCUGGCCAGGCCCUGGGAGUCACCCAUCUGGGAGUCAGAAGAUCCCUGUUUCCCAGCAUGCCCAGAACUGGUCAGCGACGUGGACCAAGGACAGUAAACGUCAGGACAAGCGCUGGGUCAAGUAUGAGGGAAUCGGGCCAGUGGACGAGAGCGGCAUGCCAAUUGCACCCCGAUCUAGCGUUGACAGCCCCAGGGACUGGUACCGGAGAAUGUUCCAGCAGAUCCACCGGAAAAUCCCAGACCUGCAACUGGACUGGACCUUUGAGGAACCACCCAAAGGGGGCUCCUGCAGCGCCACAUCAACAGACUCAAGGCAUCCAGGGCUCCAGCAAAAACCUGCCUCCAGGCCAGGCCAGUCCUCUCUGAGUGGAAGAAACUGGAACUCUGAAGAGUUUCCUAGGCGUACCUUCAACUCUAACCUUGGAGCAUCUUCCUCUCCGGUGCACACUCCAAAUCAGGUACACAGACGCAGAGAGAAAGCGGACAACAUCUGGACAGAAGAGUCUUGGAAUCAGUUUCUGAAAGAAUUAGAGACUGGGCAAAAGCCCAAGAAGCCACUGGUGGACGACCCUGUUGAGAGACCCUCCCAGCCCAUUGAGGUCCUGCUGGAGAGGGAGCUGGCCAAGCUGAGCGCGGAGCUGGACAAGGACCUGCGGGCCAUUGAGACUCGGCAGCCGUCCCACAAGAGCUCGCCGGCGCCCGGACGGCCCCGGCCCGCGCGGCCCGCGGCGGGCCCAGCCUCAGCCUGGAGCUCCAGCACCCCGAAUGCACUUUACCUGGGUUCCUCCCGGCCCCUGAGCCCCCACAGAAUGGCGGAUGGAGGAAGCCCCUUCCUAGGUCGUAGGGACUUUGUCUACCCUCCCUCAGCCCGAGACCCCAGUGCCUCUGAAGGAGGGGGCAGCCCUGCCAGGAAGGAAGAGAAGAAGAGGAGGGCUGCCAGGCUCAAAUUUGACUUCCAGGCACAGUCCCCCAAGGAGCUGACUCUGAAGAAGGGGGACAUUGUGUACAUCCACAAGGAGGUGGACAAGAACUGGCUGGAGGGAGAGCACCAUGGCCGGCUGGGCAUCUUCCCUGCCAAUUACGUGGAGGUGCUGCCUGCAGAUGAAAUCCCCAAGCCCAUCAAGCCCCCCACCUACCAGGUGCUGGAGUAUGGGGAAGCCGUGGCCCAGUACAACUUCAAGGGGGAUCUGGAGGUGGAGCUGUCCUUCCGCAAGGGCGAACGCAUCUGCCUGGUCCGCAAGGUGAAUGAGAACUGGUACGAGGGACGCAUCUCAGGCACAGGGCGCCAGGGCAUCUUUCCUGCCAGCUACGUGCAGGUCACCCGGGAGCCCCGGCUCCGGGUCUGCGACGAAGGCCCCCAGCUCCCUGCAUCUCCCCAGCUGACUACCACCCACCUGGCCAGUCACCCCAGCUCCCCCUCAAAAUUACGAAGCACAGCUGACAACACCGACUGGGGGGGCCGGACCUCACCCCACCGCCCUGGCUUUUCCUCCCCAACUCAGGAGCUUAAACUCCAGGCCCAGGGUCUCGGCACCCCUGCCUCAGCUUUGACCCAUCAUGGAGGCUCCAGCCGUGCCAUGGACGUGGGGACCUCCUCCCCCAACACCACUCAGAUACACUGGACCCCGUACCGGGCGAUGUACCAGUACAGGCCCCAGAAUGAGGAUGAGCUGGAGCUGCGAGAGGGGGACCGGGUGGAUGUCAUGCAGCAGUGCGAUGACGGCUGGUUUGUGGGUGUCUCCCGGAGAACCCAGAAAUUUGGAACAUUCCCUGGAAAUUAUGUAGCCCCGGUGUGAGUGGUCUCCACGGCAACUCAAGAGUCCAGCCAGGUUGGGGUGGGGAGCAGUAGCACUUAUGGGAGGGAGAGAGGACCCCCCUCCCACAUCCUCCUGCCCCAGGACCUGAACUGUUGGCAUCUGCAGACAACUCCAACAGCCUUUCCCUUGGAGCCCCCUGGAGCCCCCUGGACUGAUUCCCACCCACAACUCACAAGCAUUCCUCUGACAGUCCUUUUAUUUCCUCCCCUACCCCACUCCCCAAAUAUAGAGGUCUGCUUUGAAGUGGAGAUGGUUUCCAGCCUUAUUGAGACCAGACCCCCGAGUCCCCCACCCCCACCCUGCUAUGGCGUUUCCUCUAACAGGGACCAGCUCCCAGCUUCACCCCCAUGGGGUUCCUCUAACAAGGACCAGCUUCCUAACCUAACAGACCAAAGGCUGCCUCUGCCUGGAGGGGGUUCCUCCCCUUUCCAGCUUGCCCCCACCCCUUGCCUGCCUGCUUCCAGCUGAGCCUGGGAGUGUCUUGGGGGUUGGACACAGCACCUUCUUAGCAGUCAAGGCCUGGCAAGAGUUCUGUGCAAAGGCCUCCUCUUCCCAGAGACUGCCAAGCCCUGAGCCGGGCCCUGCAGAUGUCCUGCUGCUGUAGUGCCCAGGAGGGGUGGGUCUGGAGAACUGUCCUCUUCCACAUGUCUGCAGGAGAGACUGAUAUGUACUGCCCUUCCCAGCUCUGCCCAGCCCCUAAGUCUCCCCUGGAAGAGAAUGUACAAUAAAUCUGGAUACCAGGGACCUGCCUUGCAGUUCUUUUCCUUUGGGGUGGGAGAGGCCUCCUCUUGAGUGUGCGUGUGUGUGUGUGUGUGUGUGUGUGUAAGGGGAGGCUGGAAAAGCACUGUCAUUAGCUCUAAAGAUCUCAGGUCUCAGGCAGAAUUGGGCAGCCCCCAGGAUUGGGCAGCUGUCUGACCAGCAGUGUUAAGAGAACAACUAAUGUCACAUGGACCAGGGCAAGACUGAUUGUGGGGAGAAACCAGAGACAGGAGCUGAAUGCAGCCUUGUUUGCAGACUGUUUUGAUUCUGGAGCCACUGUGGGGUUGCUGGACUAGAUGACAUCUCGGCUGUUCUGCUCCUAAUGCUUUCCUUCUGCGGACUCCGUUUCCACACCGAAGCUCUCAAGCAUUUGUUUACUUGUUUGGGCUCAGGUCUUUGAGCAGUCAGUUGUGGGAACUGGGAGUGGGGGGCACAGCUAGCCAGUGACUUCUUGCCCUGGGUUUCAGAGUCCUGGGGUUGUGGUGGCUGUGGCGUGGCAGCAGUGCAUCAGUCUGGGCUGGCUGCUCUGUUCUGUGGCAGCUGCUAGGAAGCUAAGCGGGCAUAGGUGCUAUAAAUUCUUUAAUGUUAAGUGUCCCAGCAGGAGGAUAUGAUUCCAUUUUACAGGAGGAGAGACGGAGGCCAAGAAAUUUUGUCUAGAUCACAUCACUAUGAAAUGCUGGUCCUAUCAAUGACUUGCCACCUCUCUGCACAAAGCCUACCAAGUGCCCAGGCAGGCUGUGUGCAGAGGCCCCAGAGAAG